Messenger RNA from Ciona intestinalis (vase tunicate), 4052 nucleotides. The record is from RefSeq and is a predicted model, not a curated record. NCBI's taxonomy places the organism in Eukaryota, Metazoa, Chordata, Ascidiacea, Phlebobranchia, Cionidae.
AACAAGCAUUUAUAAUUUUUUUGUUCAAAAUUCGUAAAAUAUGCACAAAUAUCUUUAACAAAUACUGCUUUCGAAUCUUGAAGUAGUAAGAUUUGAUCCCGUUUCAUGUAUUAAUCAAUGUAUAUAUGUACACAUUGUUAUUAAUGCCAGCAAAUAACAAAAUAUGCAAAACUAAGCAAAUGAACAUGUAAGUCUGCUUAUCUGUAAAACGUAAAGUGUCGCAUACAUUUUUAACUCUAUAAUUACAGUUUAAUAAUAUGGCUUCUUUAUUAAGCUACGCUGUAACUUUGUGCAAAAAUGUAAAAAAUAUGUGCAGCGUCAUCACUUGGCUUCUAAACUGCCAUCGGAUGUCGCUUCAUCAAGUAUAAGACUGUCUGUAGAGCAUACGGGUGUAUUAUCAUAGUUUUACUCAGGUAUCCAUGGUAACAUACACAUUCUUGGGCAAGACACUUAACUGUACUUUCUCAAACUGAGUCGGCUCUAAGAGGUUUCCAAAUUAUCAACCAUACAGGAAACAAGAGAGCACAGCUCUAAUGAAUAAGCAGAUAACACAAAAAACACGCAGCAGAAGCGACCAGCAAAGCAAACUAAUUUGUGGGAAACCCUCGAACUGUGUGUGCAUUUACUAAUAAACCACUGAAGGUGCAUGCUUAUGAAGAGCUUUUGAGGAAAUUGCAAAAUAUAAACCAGCAACUCAUAAUCGGGCACGAGGUGUAUAAAACAGUAAAUCUGUAUUAUAACAACAACUCCGGGCAUUCUUAUACUUGAUAAAGCAACUAGCACCUUAGAUGCUGAAUCUGAAAGAUUGGUGAAAAAUUGAUCUUGUUAUGGUUAAUUGUACAGUCCUUGUGAUAGCCCACUGUGCAAGCAUGCUUAAAAAUGCUGAUGUCAUUGCGGUUAAGAAGGGGGGAGGGUUGUUGAGGUUGGAAACCACAAAGAUUUUAAAAAGAAAGAAGGAAUUUACAUGGAGUUUAUAGAACUACGAGAAUGGAAUGAGUGAUUUGUGUACCUAAUGAACAGAGUCUUUCAAUCUUCCGCAUAUGUAACAAAACACACAUGUUCUCCAUAUGUUUUUUUUCUAGGGUUGCAGUUGGUUUGCUAGCGGGGUUACUUGGUAAAACUACAACCGUGGUUGAAUAUGCUACAACAACAACAAUGGUGACAACCAGCAAUACAACAUCUUCUGUUACUGAUGCUACCAGCAAUCCACUGGCAGGGCCGUGGAAAGAUAUAAGGUUACCACCUUACCUGGUACCAUACCACUAUAUGGUGGAUUUGCAACCAAACCUUGAACCAGACAUUAAUGGGAAGUACGAGUUCAAUGGCACAAGCAAUGCUCACUUUCAUGUGGUUAACACUACCAAGUUCAUUUAUAUUCAUAGUAAUAAACUGGACUAUAAUGAAGUGGUGGUAUUGGACAAGGAUAACAAGGAAGUCCCGAUUACACAGCAUUGGCUUUACGAUGUGAAUCAGUAUUUGAUCGUUGAGAUGCAAGAAGGUUUGGUGGAAGGAGCAAACUACACGCUACAUACAAAAUUUGUUGGUGAAUUGGCAGAUGACCUCACCGGGUUAUAUAGGAGCACAUAUACUAAUAGUCAUGGGGAUGAAGUAACAAUAGCUGUGUCUCAAAUGCAACCCACCGAUGCAAGGAAAUCGUUCCCUUGUUUUGACGAGCCAGCUUUGAAAGCAACAUUCGAUAUUUUUCUCUGGCAUAAGGACCCCAACUUUGCUCUUUCUAACAUGCCUUUUGUGAUGACUACAGAUCAAUACGAGGGCUGGAAACGAACAGAGUUUCAACGAACGUUCCGGAUGAGCACUUACCUUUUGGCAUUUGUUGUCAGUGAGUUUGGUUACGAGCACAGUUCCACAGCAGGGACUCCACCUGUUCAGACUCGUAUAUAUGCAAGACCAGAGCAAGUGAUCAACAAGAAUGUUGAAUAUGCAAAGAACAUUACCCCUACCAUACUGGAGUAUUAUGAAACUUACUUUGAUGUGGCUUAUCCAUUACCAAAAUCAGAUCAGAUAGCUAUCCCAGAUUUUGCCUUGGGUGGGAUGGAGAACUGGGGUUUAGUGAUGUACAGGGAAACUGCAUUGUUAUACAAUGAAGCUAUUAAUUCAGCUUACAAUAAACAAAGGGUGGCAAAUGUUAUUGCUCAUGAACUCACACAUCAGUGGUUUGGUGACCUUAUAACUCCACUAUGGUGGGAUGAACUGUGGUUAAACGAAGGGUUUGCUUCAUUCAUUGAAUACGUCGGCACUGAUCAUGUGGAACCAUCAUGGAGAAUGAUGGACCAGUUUGUUUUGAUUGAUUUGCAUGACGCAUUAGCUGUUGAUGCACUCACAACAUCAAGGCCAAUAGUUGCAGAAAAUAUUGAAACACCCGAUGACAUAAAUGGUUUGUUUGACGACAUAAGUUACAGUAAAGGAGCUUGUAUCAUUCGCAUGAUCCACCAGUUUACUGGGGAAGAAGCAUUCAAACUUGGAUUAAAGAAUUAUCUGGAACAGUUUGCUUAUGGACCUGUUGACCAUAAUCAGUUGUUCACAUAUUGGGAAAAUGCAAUCCUUGCAACACAGGGUUCAACAAACCCUCCAGGGGGGUUUAUAACAGCCAUGGAUACCUGGGUUUUACAGAUGGGUUACCCUGUGGUUAAUAUGACACGAGACAAAGAUGUUUCGAACAGAGCAACUGUUCAACAACAGCGGUUUCUACUUGACCCUCAAGCUGAUAUAACACAACCUUACAAUCCAUUGAAUUACAAAUGGGAAGUACCAGUGUGGUAUAUUGCGGAAGGGGUGGAAGAAAUAAAGCUGGGAUGGCUCAGUACAUAUAAUGAUUUCCAAUUCACUGUGUCAGAGGAUAGCUACUUUAUUGGCAACUAUGGUGCUUAUGGAUAUUACAGAGUUAAUUAUGAUGAGGAAAACUGGUAUCGCAUCUUGAACCAACUGUCUGUUAACUUUACGGUAAUUGAUGUAAAAAGUAGAAGUCAACUGAUAGAUGAUUCUCUUACAUUAGCAAGGGCUGGUCAACUAAAAUAUGAAAUAGCUUUGGAAACAACAAAAUUUCUAAGGAAUGAUUCAGAUUACCUUCCAUGGAAAAGUUCUUUGAAUGUUUUUAAGUAUUUUGAUCAAAUGCUUGGGAGGUCUAAAGUGUAUGGAGUUUAUUCGGACUACAUGAUGUAUUUGGUUGAACCUGUAUAUAACAAUACAUCGUCUACACCAGAAGGGCAUGUAGAAAAAUUGAAACAAGGUAUCAUUAUGGACACCGCAUGUAGCUAUGGGUCUGUUGAAUGCAUUUCUAACGCUGAGAAUUUGUUUCAUGCGUGGAUGAAUAACCCAACUUCCAACUUGAUUUCUCCUGACUUGAGAACUGUAGUUUAUUGCCAGGCAGUAGCUAAUGGUGGUUCACCUGAGUGGAACUUUGUGUGGGAGAGAUAUCAAGUAGAGGGUGAUUCAAAUGAAAAGAGGGCGUUACAAAAUGCCUUGUCGUGUAGUAAGGAAUCUUGGAUUUUACAAAGAUUUCUAGAAUACACCCUGGAUGUAAACUUAGUUAGAAAGCAAGAUGCUUCUGCAAUGUACGUCAGUUUGUGCGACAAUGAAUAUGCUCGAGACCUAACAUGGGAUUUUCUGCGUAAAGAAUGGGAUUAUAUUUACGAUGUAUAUGGGUCUGGAUUCUUUUCAUUUAGCAGCAUAAUUGAAAGUUGUACUUCACAUUUCUCCACUGACUUUGAACUACAAGAGCUUGAAAUAUUCAAAGAGUCAAGGUCUGACCAACUUGGUUCAGGAGCUCGCGCUGUUGACCAGGCACUCGAGAAAACGAAAACAAAUAUAAAGUGGAGGGCUGACCAUGAAGACACCAUAUUUAUUUGGCUUACUGAUACAAUGGCUACUGUGGCAAAGUGAUGACUGAUGAUAUAUUUCUGCAUGUUGUGUUUUCAAUUGAAACGUAGGUGUGUUUUCAGUGUAUGUUACUAGCGCAAUUAUCAUUAUUAAUAAAGUUUGAUUUUUAUCGAAGUUAAAAUUUACUACUUUGAAUAAAAUUUGAUUGGGAUGUA